CGUUAUCACAAUUUACCUCAGGCGCCGAAGUACAUCAUCCAUACUGUAUACUGUACCUUAGGUAGGCACACGUAGGUACUAUAGCAAGGAUUAUUAUCUAAUCUGCAUCGCGUCGCGUGCUCCUGGAAUCUGAACAUCGAACAUCACAGCAUCAGAGUCAAAAAGUCGACCGGAUCCCUCAGUCAAGCCCCCAUCCUAUCCAUUCACAAAGAUCCCCUUCCUCACCAGCCAUCAUGUCCUCCUCCACAACCCCACAAGCGGGCAGCAGUAUUAAGCGCUCUACAUCUGGCAGUCGCAGACCCAUUUCGCGACCAACAACUCCCCUACGCCCCUCCUCGCGCUCCUCUCUGCGCGAGUCGGGCAAGGCCAGCGUAGGAGGCGCAUGCGAUGUCCCUCUUGAAGCUUUUGAGCCCUCUUUUGCGGAGUUAUCUGACUCAAUGGCGGAUCUGGAGGCGAACUUCAUGCACCUGCAAUUGAUGCAUGAGAGUUUGGCUAGAUUCAGCGAGAAUUUUGCGAGUUUUCUAUACGGGUUGAAUAUGAAUGCUUUUUGCGUGGACUUCCCGGAGGCGCCAAUUCCUGAUUCUUUCCGGAGAGCGAGAGAACAAGAGGAGCAAUUGGGCCGAUCAACAAAUUCGGAUAGGUUUCACGGCGAGAUUGAUGGAGAGACAACAUUCUUGACAACGGAUACAUCCUUCGUUGACAAUCCUCCCGCCUCCUCAAAAGCGACUCCAAAGUUUGCGACACCUGCUCCAGCUUCGCGCAUCGCAAGUCGCGGUGGGAUUGCGCCAGCAGGAAGAGGAGGAGCGGCUCGUGGUGGGCUCCGAGGUACUCGUGCUAGCGGUCUCGCAAGAGCAAGAGGCCGUGGUGUAAGGUAGUGAAGAUACCCCCAGUAACUCAUCUGUCUUCCCGCAAUGAUGGCAAGAUUCGGCAGCUAUUCAACCAUUUGGGCAGGAAAAUCCGUGUGGAGGAUUGCCGUGAGAUUUCAAGUUGCCACUCCAUCAUUCAUCUCCACUUCCACAUCCUCUGUAGUGUCCUUGGCCGCCUGUCGAGGCCCAUUAUCCGUCCUCAACCCAAUCGCUGCCUCGGCUUCCUUCUGUGUAUAGGGUUCAUCCUUCAACGCUUUGACUCUUCUCUUGUGCGUGCUGCCUUUCCGGUGGCCAACCAGACUAUACUCGCUCUCGAAC
This is a messenger RNA of Amorphotheca resinae ATCC 22711, 1184 nucleotides long. RefSeq lists its product as hypothetical. The transcript has 5 exons. Lineage: Eukaryota; Fungi; Ascomycota; Leotiomycetes; Helotiales; Amorphothecaceae. Gene Ontology annotation, biological process: mitotic sister chromatid biorientation. Gene Ontology annotation, cellular component: DASH complex; mitotic spindle polar microtubule; mitotic spindle. The record is from RefSeq and is a predicted model, not a curated record. The coding region runs from base 234 to 875 and encodes 213 amino acids.